AUGCGCAAGUGCUUCAGCACCUGCGCGCGAUCUCUGAGCCAUGAAAACCCCCUAGGUCUCCCUCGCAAGCCUGCGCCAGGAAGCAAAGGCCCUGCACCGACCAUUCCACGGGCCCAACAUGGGCUCCCGCAGAAGCGACCUCUUCGCAAUGUCGCCCACACCAUCGCCGUCUCAUCCGCGAAAGGCGGCGUGGGCAAGUCGACGCUGGCCGUGAACCUCGCGCUCUCGCUUUCACGCCACGGCUUGCGGACCGGCAUUUUGGACACGGACAUCUUCGGCCCUUCGAUCCCUACGCUCCUCGGACUCUCGGACGCGGGCGAACCGAAGCUCACGGAGAAGAACAUGCUCGUGCCGUUGACGAGCUACGGCCUGAAGAGUAUGUCUAUGGGGUAUCUCUUGCCGAGCGAGUCCGCGCCGGUAGCAUGGCGCGGGUUGAUGGUGAUGAAAGCUCUACAGCAGCUACUUCACGAAGUGGAAUGGUCGCCCGGGCUGGACGUGCUGGUUCUGGAUUUGCCGCCCGGCACUGGGGAUGUGCAGUUGACGAUAGGCCAACAGGUGGAAUUGGCGGGCGCGGUGGUCGUUUCCACGCCCCAAGAUAUUGCUCUCAAGGAUGCUGUCAAGGGCGUGGAAAUGUUUCGCAAGAUGAACAUUGAGGUCCUGGGCAUGGUGCAGAACAUGAGUGUCUUUGUCUGUCCCCACUGUCAUAAGGAGACUAAGAUCUUUGCGCACGAUAACAGUCCUAACGGCCUGGGCGGUGCGGAGGCGAAAGCAAAAGAACUGGGUGUCGAUUUUCUAGGUGAUGUGCCGCUUGAUGCGAAGAUUUGCGCCGACGCGGACAGGGGCAUGCCCACUGUUGUGGCUGAAGAGGCGAGCGGAGUCAGAACCAAUACAGGCUACUACGAACGGAUCGCGGAGAAGGUGGCAAAGAAAGUCGGCUUGAAUUGGAUGUGA
Messenger RNA from Cladophialophora yegresii CBS 114405, 951 nucleotides. RefSeq names its product ATP-binding protein. NCBI's taxonomy places the organism in Eukaryota, Fungi, Ascomycota, Eurotiomycetes, Chaetothyriales, Herpotrichiellaceae. The transcript has 2 exons. Bases 1 to 951 code for a protein of 316 amino acids. Gene Ontology annotation, cellular component: mitochondrion. The record is from RefSeq and is a predicted model, not a curated record. Gene Ontology annotation, biological process: mitochondrial respiratory chain complex I assembly; iron-sulfur cluster assembly. Gene Ontology annotation, molecular function: 4 iron, 4 sulfur cluster binding; ATP binding; ATP-dependent FeS chaperone activity.